AAGUCUUCCCCAAUCUCAAAAUAAAAAUAUUACGCCUCAGGCUCCAAUAAUCGAUUAAUUUCUCUGAUCGGGCUCGAUAUUUAAACACAAACUUCGAUUCCACGUAUCAUUUAGUAUCGGUGCUCCAUAGAAACGUGUCCAAAUUGUGAUAUUGUGCGAUGAGUAGCACACAGACAUCGUCUGAAGGGACAGCAAAUGCUGGAUCAAGUUCCACAACUGGAAAUGAAGAGGAACCAACUGCCCCACCAGAUGGAAGUUAUGAGUGUAAUAUUUGCCUUGACACUGCGCAUGAUGCCGUCAUUAGCAUGUGUGGACACCUUUUCUGUUGGCCAUGUCUCCAUCAGUGGUUAGAAACACGUCCUCACCGCCAAGUGUGUCCAGUUUGUAAAGCUGGAAUUAGCAAAGAUAAGGUCAUCCCUCUUUAUGGCAGAGGAAGCACUGGUCAGCAAGACCCAAGGGAGAAAUUACCCCCACGCCCAGCAGGUCAGAGAUCGGAGCCAGAAAACACGGCUGGAUUUCCUGGGUUCGGAUUUGGAAACAAUGGUGGUUUCCAAGUGUCAUUUGGCAUUGGUGCAUUUCCUUUUGGUAUGUUUGCAUCAACAUUCAACUUCAAUGAUGGAAGGCCUGCCCCUCCACAGCCGGGUUCACCACAACAUGCAGAAGAUCAGUUCUUAUCUCGUGUUUUCCUGUGGAUAGCAGUCUUAUUCAUAUUCUGGUUGUUAAUCGCAUAGCUGACGACGAUCCUAUGAUAGUGGACAUGUUUACGUCUUCCACUACAAAGAUAUUUUGGAACUGAAGGCUGUCGACAAAGAUAUUGUCUUAUUAGUACAGACUGGUUGUGUCUGUUUAGGACUGUGGAUGUGGGGAUGGGUUUUAAAUAGCCAGAGUUUGUAAUGGGGCCAAAUCAAAUCCUUUCAGAUCAAAAGUGGCAUCUGGUGUUACUCUUAUGUCUAUUGCUGUUACCUUUAACAGACUUGAGGCUUUUGAUGUUGUGGGAGGGGCAUCGUCUCAUAUGGCUAAUACCUGGCUCUGAAACAAUUCCAUGUCCACUGUGUAGUGCUAUCCUUGAAAUGUGAUCGAGUGCGACCUUGUGUGCCAAUGCCAUUACACAGUCUAUGGUUAUGAUUAUUGAUAGUAAUAAUAUAUUGUCUUCAAAGAGGUUCUCUGGUCAACUUUAGGAGUUCACAUGCAAAAGCGACUAAUCCACUUCAGGUCUUUUUAAGUAAACACAACUUCUCAGUUGUGAACCAGUGACAUCGAUGGCAUUUGUUUGUUGUACAUGAAAGUAUUCAUAUCUGGGUCACUGUCAGCUUUGUUUUACCAUCAUUCUCUCAUUCUUCUAAGGAAUGGCUUUUAGUAGCUUUUACAUUUGAACUCUUCACUUCAUUCAUGCUUCUAAACGUGUUUGUGCUGAUCGACAUGAAAGUGUCAGAACAUCAGGUUUCCUCUAAAAUGGUCUCAUUUUGGAUGGCUGUCCUGUGAAGGCAUAGUCUGUAAAUCAACUUGCAUUUGGAGUAUUUUCCAGUGUGUGGCUAGACAUAAUGAAGCUGUUUUAAAGUUAUAUGUAAAUAUUGUACAUAGUUGAUAGCAAGUAUUGAUUAGUCCAUACUUGUUGAUAGUAAUGUAAAUUUAUAUAGUUAUUUUGAGGUGAAUGAGCUGAACUACAGGUCUGUGAUCUACUUGGCAGUGUUUACUGGUGGUAUCUUGUGUUAUACUACACCAGUGAAUAUUACCAAAGAGAUUUUCUGUAGCUUAGUUCAGCUCUUUCAUUUUAAACUAAAGGAAUGUAAUCAGUUAACUUGUUUUCUUGAUGCACUAAACAUUUAGUUAUAAUUCCACUUUCUGAGAAUGACAACCUAUUGAAAUGUUAGAAACAGAUAUCCUUGGACUAUUCUCUACCUGACUGGACGUUGAUUUCAUCCAAGUUAAAAGUCAUAUCAUCUUUCUGAACAGUUUUCGUAAUGUGAUGUUUUCUUUGUGAUCACCUCAACUUGGAUAAUGCAUCCUCUCAGACUCUCUCUACCAUGUUCAGUUUGGUGAAGUUUCCCUGUUUUGACAAAUAGUUUGAAGUUCAAAAAGAUAAAGAAAAUCAGUUGGUCGUCUGUGGCAAAGUGUGAUGGUGUGCAGCUUUGGUCACAGUACCUCAUCCCUCUUCGUCAUAAAGGACUCGCAGUGGGAGACUUCUAACUCAUGUAGUAAGUUCUCUUCUUCUGACUUGGAAAGUGUUUACCCCAUAUGUUGUUUGUGCAACACCGCCUGUGAGUUCAUGGUUGAUAGAUCAGUUUGAUCGAAGAAUAAAUAAUUCUUGU
Molecule: messenger RNA, 2309 nt
Organism: Lineus longissimus
Lineage: Eukaryota; Metazoa; Nemertea; Pilidiophora; Heteronemertea; Lineidae
Product: E3 ubiquitin-protein ligase RNF185-like
Exons: 4
Coding region: 159-731 (190 amino acids)
Biological process (GO): ubiquitin-dependent protein catabolic process
Cellular component (GO): endoplasmic reticulum
Molecular function (GO): ubiquitin-like protein conjugating enzyme binding; metal ion binding; ubiquitin protein ligase activity
Source: RefSeq, a predicted model, not a curated record